AUGCCGAAGGGGCGGCGCGGCAGCCAGAGCCCCACGAUGAGCCAGCGGCCGGCGCCGCCCCUCUAUUUCCCGUCGCUCUACGACCGCGGCAUCUCCUCGUCUCCGCUCAAUGACUUUAACAUCUGGAAGAAGCUCUUCGUGCCGCUGAAGGCGGGCGGGGCGCCGGCGGGCGGGGAGGCUGGGGGCCGGCCCCUGCCCCAGGCGCCUUUCGCCCCUGCGCCCCCUCCGCCGCCCGGCCUGGGUCCCCCCAGCGAGCGCCCCUGUCCCCAGCCCUGGCCCUCCGGCCUGGCUUCCAUCCCCUACGAGCCUCUGCGCUUCUACUCACCGCCACCGGGCCCUGAAGUGGCUGCCUCGCCCCCAACUCCCAGCCCCGCGAUCGCCCCUCUCGCCUCUGCUCCCCACCCCGAGGAGUUAUGCGAGCUGGAGAUCCGGAUUAAGGAGCUGGAGUUGCUUGCCAUCACUGGGGACGGCUUCGACUCCCAGCGCUAUAAAUUCCUGAAGGCGCUGAAAGAUGAGAAGUUACAAGUACUGAAGACCAGGCAACCCGGAAAGAAGUCAGCCUUGCUGUCCUGAGAAGCUGCUUUCCAGAGUCGGGCAGUCCCCUUCUUAGAUUUUAGUGCUUAGAUAACGUGCCCCAUUUCGUGUCAUUUCAAAGAUGGUUAUUUUCUGUUCUGUAUUUACUGCUGUUAUUGCUCCCAGCAUGUACUCCACAUAGAGUAUCCACGUAUGUGGUCAAUCACACGGUCUCUCUCCUCUGUGCUGCUGCUGGGGGAGCUCCCUCAUUGGGUCUGGAUGCUGUUGCAGGGCUGACUUUCAGGGUUCCCUGAUUCCAAAGCCGAGAACCCCCAAGUUUCCAUAGCAUGAAAACAAGAAUGAUGGAUGUGUAGGAGGGAACUGGGAGAAACCAAGGGAAUGGGGUUUGGUAAGAUUGAUUUACUUUGGGUUGUGGCCAAAAAGCUAUGUAGUCAAGGAAUGUAUAAGCCUGGAGUUCAGAGAAAGGCUGGACUGAUGUAUUAGUUUAGGGAGUUGUUGACAUGUGGUUCUAUUUAAAGAGUGAGAUUAAAUGAGACCAUCUGGGUGAUUGGAGGGAGAAACAGGUAGAACAACCUUAAUACAAAAACCAAAAUCCAAAAUGUUAAACUAUUUGAACACCAACAUUUCUACCACAUGUGGAAUAUUCUACAUCAUGGAACUUUGU
This is a messenger RNA of Cavia porcellus (domestic guinea pig), 1198 nucleotides long. RefSeq names its product chromosome unknown C11orf91 homolog (gene CUNH11orf91). Bases 1 to 573 code for a protein of 190 amino acids. The transcript is spliced from 2 exons. Lineage: Eukaryota; Metazoa; Chordata; Mammalia; Rodentia; Caviidae. The record is from RefSeq and is a predicted model, not a curated record.